This is a messenger RNA of Cavia porcellus (domestic guinea pig), 558 nucleotides long. RefSeq names its product PIGB opposite strand 1 (gene Pigbos1). Lineage: Eukaryota; Metazoa; Chordata; Mammalia; Rodentia; Caviidae. The coding region runs from base 256 to 423 and encodes 55 amino acids. The transcript has 2 exons. The record is from RefSeq and is a predicted model, not a curated record.
UAUAUCCAUGUGCAUUUUCUAACGCGUUGAUCCCGGGGCCUUCGCACAAAACCAUGGUCCUUUUAGUCUUGAUACUGGGUCUGGCUCAGUUUCCCAGAUUGGUCCAAGUUUGCAAUCCUCCUGCCUCAGCCUCCAAAUAGUUGAGGUUUCAGACAUGUACCACCGCGCUCCAUUAUAAUUUUGAUCUGAAGAGAUUGGCUGGAUGUGCAGAAUAGCUUUUCCAAACCAUCUUUGCAUUGUGCUGCGUUUGCUGGGAUGAUGUUUGGAAGACUAACUCUUCCACAGGUGCUUUUGGCUGGCAUCAUGGGAAUUGCUGGAGGAAUAUAUAUUUACCAACCAAUAUUUGAACAGUAUUCCAGAGAUCAAAAGUCAUUAAAAAAGAAGGUGGAAUUAACAGAAGAAUCAGAAGAGAAGAGAAGUUAAUGCAACAUGGAGUUGAAUACGUGUAAUUGCCCAAAGUUCCAUUGGAUAUAAUAAGGAAUCUUGUAAAAUUUUUAAAUGCAUAUAUAUUUUAAAUAUAAAUAAACCAUAGAUAAUGAUUGUAGUUGAUUUUUAAAA